AUGCGGUCGACCGUCGCGCUGGUCCUCUCCGCCUUCGUCGCGGGCGUUGCAGCUCAGAACAACUACACCUUCCCUGCUGGCUUCAAUCUGGGCCUCGUCCCUGAGACCACAAAAGCGGCGUGGUGCCAGGCCGAACGAAACACCUGCCCGCAGAUCUGCGGUGGAGCUGCCUCGCCUAAUGACUGCGAUACAGACACCCUGAACUUCAGCUGCGUUUGCAUCAACGGCACUGUCCCCGACGUGUCUGCAUACCAGAACACGAUCCCCUUCUUCGUCUGCCAGGAGAACUACAAGCAGUGCAUCCAGAAUCACCCCAACGACCUCGACGGCCAGAACCAGUGCAAGGCAAAUGCUAAGUGUGGUACCCUGAACGCCACGGCCAUGGAGGACUCGGCCUCGACCACCAGCGCCGCUGCUGCUUCAACUACCCUGUCGACGGCCACAUCGGCUCCUGCCACCGCGCAGACGACGGCCACCAGUGCCACCGCUACGGCGUCUACCUCGAAAGCCGCGGCUGCGGCUGUCCGAGUCGCCCAGGACCACUCCACGGGCCUGUUCGUGGCCGCUAUGCUUGCCGCGUUCCGCUUGAUUCUGUAG
Molecule: messenger RNA, 597 nt
Organism: Rasamsonia emersonii CBS 393.64
Lineage: Eukaryota; Fungi; Ascomycota; Eurotiomycetes; Eurotiales; Trichocomaceae
Exons: 3
Coding region: 1-597 (198 amino acids)
Source: RefSeq, a predicted model, not a curated record